Molecule: messenger RNA, 612 nt
Organism: Episyrphus balteatus (marmalade hoverfly)
Lineage: Eukaryota; Metazoa; Arthropoda; Insecta; Diptera; Syrphidae
Product: myb-like protein Q
Exons: 3
Coding region: 1-612 (203 amino acids)
Source: RefSeq, a predicted model, not a curated record
AUGUUAAGUAGCAAUACAUCGUCUAGCACAAAUAAUAAUAAUAAUCUACAGAGUAACAAUAAUUCCUAUGCCGAUGGUAGUCUUAUGCAACAACAGCAACAACAAUAUGCUGCUGCUGAAGCAGCCCUCGGUACUUAUGCGGCCAAUAUGAUGUUCCCCGGUGGAAAAUAUCAUACGCAACAUCAUCAACAAAAUCAUCCGCAACAACAACAACACAACAACAAUCAUCAGCAUAUGCGGCAGCAACAUCAAAUCAAAGCUCAAAUACAACAACAAAGCAAUUAUAAUUUCCAUAUGGGUGGCAUGCCACCUGGCUUUGCAUCAGCACAUUCCCAAGCCGCUCUAGCAGCGGCCACAGCUGCUGCCGCAGCUGGUUACAUGACACCCACCGCCCAUCAGGCACCACCAUCUUUGAUGCAAACGGCCGCCCAUCAGCAACAAUUGCAUCAGCAACAACAGCAACAGCAACAAAGUCAUCAUCAACAGCAGCAACAUGUUGCUACAGCUGCACAUCAUCAACAUAGUAGUAGCGCUGCACAAAGUGUAUUCGCUGCUAGAAAUCUUCCAUUUGCUGGAUAUGACUACAAUUAUCGAGCCGGAGGGUAUCUAUAA